Paramormyrops kingsleyae is the source of this 1584-nucleotide messenger RNA. The record is from RefSeq and is a predicted model, not a curated record. Lineage: Eukaryota; Metazoa; Chordata; Actinopteri; Osteoglossiformes; Mormyridae.
AUGCGGGCUGAUGCUACUCCGUCAACUAGCAGUGGGGUGGUACCAAAGCAGAAAUCGAUCGUGUCGUCUUUCGUGGCCAUUAUACCUUAUGAAAGGUGUUCCAAAAGGAGCAAGGAUAUAACCAGGGCCGUUUCUAACUUUCUAGCGAAAGAUAUGAUGCCCCUAAGUACAGUAGAACAAGGCGGGUUUAGGAAAUUAGUGAAAGUGCUUGACUCCAGGUACGAACUCCCUGGCAGAAAAUACUUUUCCAAAACCGCACUACCUCAGCUGUAUGAAGAGUGCCGCGGAAAGCUGGAAAAUAAUCUAAGGAACGUGAGAUACUUUGCCACUACCACCGACCUAUGGUCCAGCCGCACAUCCGAGCCAUAUUUGAGCCUCACCAUUCAUUACAUCGACGAGGACUGGGGUCUGCAAUCAAGAUGCUUGCAGACUGCAUAUUUUCCAGACGACCAUACUGCGGAAAUACUUUCUGCGGGUCUGGAGGAUGCACUCGCAUCUUGGGACCUUAGCGAGGACCGCCAGGUGUGCAUUACAACGGACAACGGCGCAAACAUUGUUAAGGCUGUCUCACUUAAAAACUGGACUCGCCUACAGUGUUUUGGUCACCGGCUGCAUCUAGCCAUUGAGGGGAGUAUGAGAGACCAGAGAAUCCAAAGAGCCAUGGGUGUGUGCAAAAAAGUGGUCAGUGCUUUUUCCUUCUCGUGGAAAAAGAAACGCGAACUAGCGGCCACUCAAGAGGAGCUCAAGCUGCCAAAGCACAAGUUGAUCACAGAAUCACCGACCAGGUGGGGGUCACGCCAUGCAAUGAUAGCACGAGUGCUAGAGCAGGAGAAGGCCAUUGCAAAAGUUUUAUCAGCUGAUAAAAAAACAAGGCACUUGGCUCCCUCAUGGCAGGAUAUUGAGGUUCUGGAGUCUGUGUGCAAGGCUCUAAACCCACUUGCUAAUUUCACUGAUGCCCUUUCUGGUGAAAAAUAUGUGAGUGUGUCAUACCUGAAACCUGUACUUCAUCUUUUCAAUGAGGAGGUCUUGAAACCUGUAGCUGAUGACUCAGAGCUCACAAAGACCAUCAAGGCUUCUGUCAUCAGCUAUCUGAAUGAGAAAUAUGACAAUGCUGCCACUGAUGACCUUUUGAGCAUAGCAUCCCUUGUUGAUCCUCGUUUUAAGAAACGCUACAUCAAAGAUGACAAGCUUGAGGCUGUAAAAUCCAGAGCUGUGGCUCAGAUGCCUGAGAUCGAGAGAACGCACCGAUCGCUCGGACCUGCUCCUGGAGUCAAUAAUCCACCACGAAUCAUACUGGUCAGAUUUCUACGCUACGGAGACAGAGAUCGCAUUCUACAGGCAGCAUUGAAAAAAUGGCAAAUUAUUCAUGAGGGAAAGCAGGUUCGCUUCUUUCAAGAUCUUUCAGUGGACGUGAUGAGGAAACGGAGGGAAUUCAAUGCUGUGAAGAAGAUUCUAGUCGGUCGCAAAAUGUUCUGCGGAUUCGCAUACCUGGCCAAGUUGCAUUGCUUUCACGAUUCAGAGCUUCGUAUGUUCAGCACAGUGGCCGCGGUGGAAGAGUUCAUAGAGACUCUGCAAGAUAAGUGA